AAAAAAUUGAAAUUAAUAAGUUACAAAUUAUUAUUUUUUUAAACAAAAUCGUCAAGUAAAUCUUAUGUACUUUUGAUGCCACCUUCUUCAUGAAAACCUAAACGUACUCAAUAGUAAUUGAAAAAAAAUGUCUGAAAUUCAGUGAUUACUGUAUAUUGUGGGCUGUUGAAUAAUAUCGAUAAAGAUCGAUAUUCACGUAAUCAUUUGAGCAAGAAAAGAAGUUUGAGACAUUACUGUUUUAUAGACAAACACGCAUAUCUCUUAAAAAACAUUUGUUAAGUGAUUUGUUCCCACUUCCACAAUCUGUACAAACUAGUUAACACGUUAUUAAGGAUACUAAAAAAUACCAGUAAUUUGAUAAAAUCUCAUUAUUAAUUGAUUUCUAAUAAUGAUCACCUACAAACUUCAUCGUUGAUUAUAUGAAAAUGCAUCCUACAGUUCUGGUGAAUGCAAGAUAAUUGUUUGUGAAUCUCAUUAAAGUCUAUCAACCACAUACAAACAUCAGUUUAAUCAGGAAGAAGAUACGGGUUAUAAGCUGUCGUAAACAAUGAAGCAAUCAUCAAAACGCAGCUCUCAAAUAUCUUCUCAAUGUUUCCAAUCUAUCAUGUUUUUCAGUUUAUCAGUGAUUGGUAUUCAGUGUGCGAGCCCACAAAGCAUAUCAUUAACUCAUAAUAAUUGGAUCCACAGUCUCAAUUGCAUAAAAUGCAUAAAUCCACAUGAGCUUAUUCAUGAAAUCCAUCAAUAUGUUCAAGGUAUACAAUCACCAACGUUCUCAUUUAAAAAUAAACAUAAAUUACAUGUCAAUGGUAAUGAUGAUAAUGACAAAUUGAAGCUAAUUAAUCAGAUUCCUAAUAAAGGUAACCGUCAAGCUUUGAUAUUCGAUACAAAACAAACAUUUAAAUAUAAAUAUUUCAAGUGUAAACAACAAAUUACAAAUGUAAAACGGUUACAUAAUAUGUAUAAAAGAUUUAAAAAGAGAACACUUAUCAAAGACCCACAUUAUUCUACCACAUAUGAAUAUGUACCCUUCAUAAAAAGUCCAGCAAAAAUUAUCCACCCUCCUCUUGAAACGAAGGCAAUAGCCGGCGAAUCAGUCUUAUUUUUCUGUCAAGCUGAAGGUAAUCCUCUUCCAAGAGUUGUCUUCCGCUGGAAUGAUAAUGAAAUCACUCAAAAUCGACCAGGUUUGCAAUUUAAAGAAUUAUCCGCAGAUAGCGUUGCUCUACGUGCUAAGUUAGAGCCAAAUCACAACGGUGAUACUGUUACAUGUUUUGCACAAAACCAUGUUGGAUCCGAUUCAGCUACGGCACAAAUUUCUGUAUACAAUGCUAAUGAAAAUAAUCUUACAAUUGCUUAUCAUUUUCUUCAACAAAGAGGCAUUCAAUUCCCACCGACAAUUAAUGAAAUGCCUGAUAAAGUUGAAGUAUCUUCUGGUAAAGGAACAAAUUUGACUUGUCGAGCAGGAGGCUUUCCAAUACCUAUGGUUUGGUGGUCAACAUUAGGUACACCAGCUGGACCAAGACCUUCAGGACCAAUUAUGCUAUCUGAACGUGCUUUAACAGAGCCACAACCACACGAAGCAACAUUACGUUUAACAGAUAUCACAGAAUCAUCUGGUUACAAUUGUAUUGCAAAAAAUGGUCUUGGUCUAGUAAGAAGAAAUGUUAGUGUGAUUGUAAAGCAACUCCCUGCUCCACCGUCAAGUCUAGAUGCACGACCAAUUGGCAGUACUUAUGCUGUAUUACGAUGGCCACCAAGUAUAUCAUCUGGUGUUGAUUCAUACACUGUUAGUUUACAAAUUGAUGAUGGUGGUUUAGGUGAACUUAGUCGACGUCAGAUAACAAAUAUCGAUCCAUCUGAAAUGAAAUCAGAAAAUUCAUUUAGUUUAUUAGAUACAAAGUAUUCUAAUGAAAAUCCAAUGAUUCUUUAUAAUCUAACUGGUCUUAGUCCAUUUACUUUAUAUUCAGCUCAAGUUCACGCAGUUAGUCGAGUAGCUGGUUUGUCAUUACCAAGUGAUUUAGUAAAAUUUCGUACAGCAGAACUCGCACCUGGGACACCUCCUCAAGUAUUACAAGCCAUUGUUGAUUCUCCAGACUCUGUAGUAGUAACCUGGAAAUCACCAGUUGAAUCUAAUGGUCGUAUUACUGGUUAUAAAUUGUAUUAUACAACUCGACCAGAAGAUUCACUUAACUCAUGGUUAAUUGCUAGAACAACACAAGAGAAAUAUCAUUUGACAAAAUUGAUCCCAAAUGCAACUUAUUAUAUUAAAGUUAAUGCAUUCAACGCUGCUGGAGAUGGUCCAGUUAGUGAACAAUUACCAAUUGUAGUUACACCUGGAGUUCCAACAGCACCUACAAAUUUACGAGGUAUAUCAUUGAAGCCAACAAAUAUUCAUUUGACCUGGACACCACCUGAAGAUAUGUCAAGUGAUAGAAAAUUACUUGGUUACAAAUUGAAAUUUCGACCUGCUACAACUACCUCUUCUGCUGUAGACCAAAUAAGUGAUAUUAAAUCACCAUUAUCAUCAGCAUCUGACGAAGAAGAAAUUAAAAAACAGAAACAAAAAUCAUUCAUCACUGAAACACGUGAUAUUGAUGCAACAGCAACACAGUAUUUAUUAACUGAUCUAGAACCAAGUACACGAUAUUAUUUAAGUUUAGCCGGUAAAUCAAUACACGGUUAUGGAGUAGCUGCUCAAAUUGAAGUUCAAACAAAUGAUUACCCAUUUGAUCUACCUUCACCAAAAAAUGUACAAUUACGUACACUGACAAAUGUUAGUGCGAAAAUAUGUUGGGACCAACCAAAUUUACCAGAAUUAAUGUAUUCUACAAUAUCUUAUGAAAUUUUAUUCGGAUUAUCGAAUGAGUCGAUUAGUCCAUUAAAUGCUACAGGGAUUAUACCAUUACCACAAUCAAUAUGUUGUUGUUUCACUAUGAUGCAUUUACGACCCGGUACUGAUUAUCGUAUAUGGUUACGUUUAGUCAGUCAUAAAACUUUGCCAACAACUAUUAUCAAUAAUCAUGAUGAUAUGAAUAAAAAUGUAGCAUCAUGGCCAUCGAUCUAUUCAAAGAAUAAAAUCACUGGUCCAGUGUCUGAACUACAGGCAUUUCGUACAUUAAUAAGUGUCCCAAUGAAACCAAGAAAAUUACAUCUGGUGGACAUACACAAAAGAACUCGUUUAACGUCAGUAUUAUCACGAACGGAACAAGCUGGUGUACAUGGACAAAUAGACCUACCAUAUUUAUGUGUUGAAUUGGCAUGGGAUCCCCCUGAAGGUCUACACACUACAAAACAAAUCAGUUAUCAAGUAUUUGUUAGACUGAUAGGUCCGCAAGAAUUAAUAGAAGAACUAACAGAUACUACAAUAAGUUCCAGUGAAUUAUAUGGAUCCAGUUUAGAACGUGAAGGUGGUCAUCCACUAUUACAAAGGAGAUUAUUAGCUAAUGUUACUGGAAAUACAUUUAGAUCGUCAGAAAGUGACAGAAUUGGUUAUGGAUUAACCUACUUAUUUGAAGUUGCACUUAUGAAUACAAGUUCAGUAGGUCUUACAGCUCAAUUAGAGGUGACCACACCAGAUGCACCUCCUUCUAGCAGUCCACUACAUGUUCGCUUAAGUGGUUUAUCAUCAAGUUCCGUUGAAGUUAGCUGGGCUCCACCUCCUGUACAAUAUCGUAAUGGGAAACUCACUGGUUAUGAAGUUAGAAUUUUCGAAGUUGGUGCUGAAACACAAACUGAGACUAUAAUCAAAGUGACAGUACCAGGACAAAGACAAUAUACAGCAAGAGGAUUAAAAGAGAAAACAUUUUAUACAUUUAUGGUUAGAGCAUUUACUUCAGCUGGACCGGGCCCUUGGUCUGGUGCAAGUAAUAUACGUACAAGUAUUGAGUUGCCACCUCCACCCUUGGAUAUUCAAGCUUCAAGAAUUAACCAACAUCAAAUCAAAGUUACUUGGCGCAUACCAACACGUGAAGAUCAAAGUGGUGUAGGCAGUAAACAAAUUUCAAUACAAGGUUUUCGUCUACUCUAUUCUGCUAAUAAUAAUCCUUACGAAUCGGGUCAAUGGACCUCGUUUGAUGUUGGCCCAGUUAAUAUGGCCAUUAUAAGUCAUUUAGAAAGUAAAACGAGUUACGUAAUUUGUAUUAAAUCACGUGGACCAGAUGGUCGUUAUGGUGACUGCAGUCAGCCGGUAAUUAGUCGACUAGCCAGCGGUAAUGGUGAAAGUGAUUUCUCAGUACGUGGUUUAUUUUGUUCUGGAGAUGAUACCAGUGUGAAGGUUACUUGGCAACAGCCUAAACGAACAGAAAAACUAGAAGGCUUUAAAUUACGUAUUGGUGGCUCCAAAAAAUUCGCUGAUGAUGCUGGUGUAAUUAAACGUUUGGAAUUUCCAGCUCGUAGUGUUAGUGUAACAUAUGCUGCAUUACAUUCUGGUUAUACGUAUACAGUUAGUGAUCUGGAACCGAAUAGUGUUUAUGAUGUACAAUUAAGUGCAUAUUAUGAUUUAACAUUGAAUAUGCAAAGUAAUUGGGAAACAACAAGUUGUUUUACUCAAAUGCAACGUCCACCUUUCGUACCAACGCCAAUACCGGUUGCUGUAUCACCAAGUCGAUUACAAGUUUUGCUUCAGUUAAGUCGUGUCAGUGAGCAAUAUGGAAAAAUACGACAAUAUUUCCUAGUUGUUGCUCCCGUUCACUUAGCUGAUAGUUCCACCGAAAAAAUAAGUAUAGACACAACAAUUACAGCAUCUAGAGGUCUUCCAAGCUCGGAAACACGUUAUGUUGCAGCUCGUUAUUUGCAAGAUUAUUUUGAUCCCCCUCCAAGACAUUCUAGAAACUUUACACUUGGUAGUUAUAAUGUUAAAUCGAAUAGACCUCAAAGACAUGUUAAUUCAAGUCGAAUUCCACGUCAGACAACGGAUAAUGAAUUUUUAUAUGAGCAAGACUCAGAAAUUAUGUUUGAUAAUAAAGCUUUGGUUCUUGGACAAGAAUACAAGGCAUUUGUUAGAGCCUGUGUAUUUCAAGAAGAUCAGUCUACUUCUGAUGGCCCAGAAGCAUGUACAUCAUCUGCAUGGUCUCAUGGUUUUGGACCAGAUCGCCACCUUCCACCAUGGAGCGAAAUGAUGAAUAAGCAUUUAAGAGAUAGCGAAUUCAGAAACAAAAAUAAUUUAGAUACAUCUGAUAAUAGGAAUAGUAAUUCAUUAGGAUUUAGCCUAACACGUGGUUUGACGGGAUCAAACAGAGAUCUAUUUAUUAUUGGACUAGUUGCUGUUAUCGUUAGUUUGGCAUUAAUUGCCGUGAUAUGCAUUGCAUUUGGAUGUUUUAUACGUCGUAAACGUCGCCCGAAACUAAUUAACCAUUUAACUCCAAAUGAUUCGACAAUGAAACAACCACUGAUGCGAAUGAAUGAUUGUGGUCCAGCUAAUGGCAACAGUUUUCCUUUAAUGACAAGUGGAAUAGAAGUAAUAAAUACUAAUUUUACAUCCUCUGUCGACAAACGUGGAAGUUCGGUUGUUGGUAAUGAUAGUCUAAAAAGUGGAACUUUAAUCGCUGCCUCUUCACCAGGACCACCACAAUCCUCAUUAAUCUCCUCAAUAUCAGCCACAGGUAGACCAAAUCUGAUCACAUCAGCAACAUCGAGCCCACUUACAGGUAUUGCACAAUUGGAUCCAAGACAUCACGUUACUCAGGCUCCUUCUCCGAUAAUAGAUAUGUCAGUACACCAUGGUUAUUCACUUGGUUUGACAAAUUUCAAUAGUCCACCAGUAAUUCAACAACCAAUGAAUCCUUUUAUUUCUCAUCGAGGUGGGACUUCAAGCAGUCAUACAGGAAGUCAUCCAAGUUCUUUAACUGGCAGUGGAACAGGUGCAGCAUACAAUGUAAUGGGAAUAAAUAAUAACUGUGUUAGUGAAAAUAAUGCUGCUACAAUGUGUGACGGUUUAAUAAUUGCAAGAAAUGGCUUACCAGGUUCUGAAAGUGGACCUGAAUCUGCAUUUGACAUGCCGCACUUACCAUUUGAAAUGAAAGGUCAUUCGAUGCAUCACCCGAUCCCUGUUAAUCUUCUACCAGACCAUGUUGCACGACUUUCGGCUGCAGACAAUUUAUUAUUUUCACAAGAAUAUGAAUCUAUUGAAACUGAACAACAGUUCACAUGGGAAAAUUCUAAUCUUGAUAUGAAUAAACCUAAAAAUCGUUAUGCUAAUGUAAUUGCUUAUGAUCAUUCCAGAGUUGUUUUACAAUCGAUCGAUUGUGUUCCCGGUUCCGAUUAUAUCAAUGCCAAUUAUAUCGAUGGUUACAGACGGAUGAAUGCUUAUAUUGCUACUCAGGGUCCUACCCCCGAGACAUUUUCCGAUUUUUGGCGUAUGAUAUGGGAACAACGUGUAUCGAUUAUUGUAAUGAUGACUAGAUUAGAAGAACGUUCUCGUGUUAAAUGUGAUCAGUAUUGGCCAUUACGUGGACCAGAAUCAUUUGCAAGUGGCCUCUUAUUGGUCAAACCUGUUGAUACCAUUGAACUAGCCUAUUAUACAAUACGUACAUUUCAUUUAACAGCUCGUGGAAUCGAAGAUGAAUGUAGAGAAGUUAAACACUUCCAAUUUACUGGGUGGCCAGAUCAUGGUGUUCCUGAAUAUCCUAUACCAUUAUUAUUAUUUAUUCGACGUGUUCGAGCUACACUGACACCGAAUACAAAUAAUAUGUUUCAAUCCAAUCAUAAUGUGGAACAAGCACCAAUUGUUGUUCAUUGUUCCGCUGGUGUAGGAAGAACAGGUGCAUUCAUUGUAAUUGAUAUUAUGCUAGAAAGAUUGAAAUAUGAAAAAACUGUAGAUAUUUAUGGUUGUGUUAAAGCAUUACGUAAACAACGUAAUUUUAUGGUUCAAACAGAAGAUCAAUACAUUUUCAUACAUUCAGCUCUGUUAGAAGUAAUUGACGCUGGUAAUACUGAAGUACCAGCUAGAAAUCUAUCUGCUCAUAUUAAAAAAUUACGUAUGUUAGAUGCAACUGGUGGAUCAGGUAUGGAAUUAGAAUUUAAAAAAUUAGCACAGUUUCGAUUACCACAUGCGAAAUACACUUCAGCACAACAGGGUUGUAAUAAGAAUAAAAAUCGUCUAUUGAAUAUAUUACCAUAUGAAUCUACUCGUGUCCCACUACAACCUAUACGUGGUGUUGAAGGAUCUGACUACAUAAAUGCUAAUUUUGUGGAUAGUUAUCGUGAUCGUAAAGCAUAUAUUGCAACUCAAGCUCCAAUGGCGAAAACAGUAGAAGAUUUCUGGAGAAUGAUUUGGGAAUUGAAUUCUAAUAUUGUUGUAAUGUUGACUAAUCUGAAUGAACGAGGUCGAGAAUGCUGUUAUCCUUACUGGCCAACAGAGAGAUCAUCUAGAUAUCAGUAUUAUGUUGUUGAUCCUAUGGUUGAAUAUAAUAUGCCAAAUUACACACUGAGAGAAUUUAAGUUAACAGAUGCACGUGAUGGUCAAGCACGUACGCUUCGCCAAUUUCAGUUUACAGAUUGGCCUGAGCAUGGUGUACCUGAGAGUUGUGAAGCAUUUAUUGAUUUCCUUGGACAAGUGCAUAAAACCAAAGAACAAUUUGGACAAGAUGGUCCAAUUACUAUACACUGCAGUGCUGGAGUUGGUAGAACAGGUGUAUUUCUAGCUUUAUCCAUUGUUCUUGAAAGAAUGAGACAUGAAGGAAUUGUAGAUAUGUUUCAAACUAUACGAAUGCUUCGAACACAACGCCCUGGUAUGGUUCAAACUGAAGAUCAAUAUCAAUUUUGUUAUAAUGCAGUUUUAGAAUAUCUUUCAUCAUUUGAUCAUUAUUCAGUAUAA
Messenger RNA from Schistosoma rodhaini, 7810 nucleotides. Lineage: Eukaryota; Metazoa; Platyhelminthes; Trematoda; Strigeidida; Schistosomatidae. The record is from the annotation of a GenBank genome assembly.